AUGGUUAAAAAAUCUGCUGAAGUUGCUUCUGUUAUUUCCCCAUCGACAACAUCGAAACGUCAACGUUCUGUUCAAUUCUAUUCGACCAAGACAUUUCGUCUUCUGACCAUGCUCUUACUAACUUUGUCCUUUUUCAUCAUCGAACUUGUUGUCGGCAAUAUCACAAAGUCGUUGACACUGGUUGCUGAUGCCUUUCACAUGCUCUCUGAUAUCAUUUCGCUUCUUAUUGGUUUACUUGCAGUACGUAUAGCUAAACGACGUUCAAAUAUCAAUACUUUUGGAUGGGUACGUGCUGAAGUAGUUGGUGCCAAUAUCAAUACUGUCUUCUUAUUGGCUCUUUGUUUGACAAUUAUUUUUGAUAGCAUCAAACGAUUUAUUGAACCUGAACCAAUUGUGAAUGUCAAUCUUCUACUAAUUGUGGGCUCGAUUGGUCUUGGAAUCAAUAUUAUCGGUCUCCUUCUCUUUCGAGGUUUCCAUGGUCAUUCGCAUAGUGGUGUUAAUGAAGCACACAGGCAUAGUCAUAAUGAGGGAGAGCAUGGGCACAGUCAUGAUGCAACUAAUAUAUUGAAAUUAACAAAAAGACUGAAGAAAAGCAUCGAAAUGAAAGAAGACGUGACUGAAUCUGACAAAAAUAACACUACAGCAGAAACGUAUGAAGAUGAUAUUGAUCCGCUCGAAGUUAUAAUCGCAUCCUCCGAAUUUCAAAGACACAGUUUUCGAGCUCUUGAUGAGGCCAUUGUCGAUUGCACUUGUCAUGCUCAUGAUGCUUUACAAUGUACACAUAGUCAUUCUCCUAAUGUAGACGCUGCUGAUUCUUCUACGAAAAACGUUAGACCAAAGAAAACGUCAUCAAUGAAUAUGCAUGGUGUUUUCCUACAUGUAUUGGCCGAUGCUCUCGGUUCAGUCGUCGUAAUUAUUAGUUCUCUUAUCAUUAAAUUUGUUCCUCAUGAUCCAGAGAAUCAUAAACAUUGGACAGUCUAUGUUGAUCCAACAUUGUCCGUCCUCAUUGUUAUUAUAAUAACUGUUUCAGCUAUUCCAUUAUUGAAGGAAACAACAUAUGUUCUUCUUCAGACUGUUCCUAGAAAUAUUGAAGUUGAUUCACUGAAGAAACAACUACUAGAUCAUGUACCAGAAAUCGAUGGCAUUCAUGAAUUACACAUUUGGCGUCUCACUAGCAGUGCAAUUAUUGCUACUGCUCAUUUACGUCGACGAUCAUUAACAGAUUAUAUGGCAGUCGCCAAUAAAGUAAAACGUUUUUUCCAUGGUGUAGGUAUUCAUUCCACAACGAUACAAUAUGAAUGUUCAGAUGAUGAAAGGCAAGAUUAUUUAGUAAAGAAGAAUAAGAAGGAUGAUGAAUCAAAAUCGGCCGAAGUUGAUUGCUUACUGGGUUGUCCAGAUGAAUCAUGUGAUACGAAAACAUGCUGUACAAAAGAUUCAAUCCGUACAGAUGCGAUAUCAAGCAUAACAAAGGAUGGUACUACACAUGAACAGCCAGCUGACGUUAUUGAAACAACUAUUAAAAUGGAAAACGAGCCCUCGCAACCGUAUAAUAUCGGUCAUAAUAUACAUACUCAAGCAAUUGAAAAGGAUCCACUAUUGAAAAGUGAUCAAGCUUAA
Messenger RNA from Rotaria sp. Silwood1, 1617 nucleotides. Lineage: Eukaryota; Metazoa; Rotifera; Eurotatoria; Philodinida; Philodinidae. The record is from the annotation of a GenBank genome assembly.